This is a messenger RNA of Haliotis rufescens (red abalone), 5271 nucleotides long. RefSeq lists its product as uncharacterized. Gene Ontology annotation, molecular function: nucleic acid binding; zinc ion binding. The record is from RefSeq and is a predicted model, not a curated record. Bases 1 to 5271 code for a protein of 1756 amino acids. NCBI's taxonomy places the organism in Eukaryota, Metazoa, Mollusca, Gastropoda, Lepetellida, Haliotidae. The transcript has a single exon. Gene Ontology annotation, biological process: DNA integration.
AUGAGUGAUUCAGAUGAAUUAGCGUUGGAACUUGAUGGAGUUGGACAGUUGUGGAAUGGAAGUUCACAAGAGGCUGAAGGUGCAGGUGUUACCAAUGUAAAAGAGAGAAUGCAGAUUGUGAAAGCAAAGAGAAAGGUGAUUAAAGGGAAAAUUACCAGAACUAUAAAUAGACUUAAAGACAACAUGCAAACUAAAAUGGUGAAAAAAAGAAGAAUUUUAAAGGAGUUAGAAGAACUCAGAGCUGAUUAUACAAAGGCAUGUGAAUUACAUGGAGAACUGUAUGAGUAUACAGAAGAGGCAAAAGUUGCAGGUUUAGAUAAAUGGGAGUCGGAUCUAACCAAUGAUAUCUAUGGAAUAGAAGAAUUAGCAGAGGAUUAUCUAGCAUCACUUGACAUCACAGAACAUGAAACAGAGACUGUGUCAAAGGGAAAGGGUAAAUUUGUCAAGGUUCAAAGUGGUCCUUCAACAUCAUUUCAAGCUGCUGAAGAUGAUGACAGUGCAUCUUAUAAAGAUAAUGCAUCUCAGGAUGACAAUACAUCUCUUGCUGGAUCAAGUGAAGGAUUUGACUGGUGGAUAACUUCACUGAAGGAGUAUCAGGAGACUAAACACUGUCUAAGCAACACCCCGAACAUGAGUUUAGCGGAGGCAUUGAUCAAGAUUGAAGCCAGUAGGGACAUACCUAAUAUCACUCUUCCUAAAUAUUCAGGGGAUCCUUUGGAAUAUGUGAAUUUCAUGGAAAGAUUCAAAAUUCAUAUCCAUGAUAAAGCACAUUUAACAGAUGCCAUGAGACUGGUACAAUUAAAGAUGCAUCUGACUGGUGAGGCUGAGAGGGCCAUUGCAGGACUUGGAUCUAGUGGUACCAUGUACGCUACUGCUUUAAAAAUGUUAAAGGAACAGUUCGGCCAGGAAAGUUAUAUUGCAAGAGCAUAUGUGAACAAGCUGACUAAGGGGAACAGAAUACAGGGACGAGAGGCGCUGCGAGAUUUCUCCUUAGAUCUGAUUAAUUGCAUAGCAACUUUAACACGGAUGGGUUCCUUUGCAGAUAUAAACGCAAAUGAUAAUUUGCGGCAGAUAGUAAUGCGUAUGCCAGGGUACCUUAUUGAUAGAUGGAAAGUGAAGGCAUCUGAUAUCAGAGAAAGAGGUGAACGGCCGUCAAUUCGCCAUAUCAGUGAUUUUAUCAGAAAACAGGUAAAAGCAGAGUUCGACCCAGACUUUGGGGAUUUGGAAAGAAGAAGUGAUUCCAGAAGGAUAAAGGGGUUAUAUUCUCAUCAGCAGAUGAAGAGGGGGCCCAUAUGUUAUCUUUGUUCUGAAGAACAUAGAAUCUCAGAUUGCCCAACAUUCACAGAUUGUACUGUUCCAGAGAGGACUCAGAAGGUUCGAGACCUACGUCUGUGUUUUGGCUGUCUUGUCAGAGGCCAUAUUACGAGAGACUGUAAGACCAAGAAGGCCUGUGGUAUCAACGGAUGUUCACGUACACACAACAAGAUGUUGCAUUUUGACCCACAGGUGGCCAGUUCUAUCAUUGAUACAAAUAGUAUUCUACCAGUGGUCAGGGUGAUGUUUAAAUCCUUAAAUGGUAGGACCAGGGAAGGUAAUGUCCUCAUAGAUGGAGGUGCAGGAACCACAAUCAUUCGCAAAGAAUUUGCAAAAUCACUUGGUCUCCAGGGUAACAAGGAGAGACUUGAUCUAUCACUUGUAGGAUGUGAGAAACUUGAGAACAUUAACAGUUGCAGAUUGAAAUUUUGGAUUUCUUCACUUGAAAGUAGUGAGGCAUUUGAAGUAGAAGCUUAUGAGAUUGAUAAGACUGUUUUGAAUGUUAAGCCUUUGGAUAGAAACUGGUUGAGAUCAUUCUCACAUCUUAACAACAUCGAAUUGUCGCACAAGGCGGGACCUAUUGAUCUCAUCUUGGGAGUUCAGUAUUCUCACUUGCAUGCUGAAGAAGAGGUUCGUCAAGGUCUUCCAUUUGAUCCGAUCGGAAAGAAGAGCAAGCUCGGAUGGUAUGUGAUGGGUCCAGACAAAACUCAACGUUCAGUGAUAUGCUCAGUGAACUUUGUGGAGAAACUUAAUCUUGACAAAUUCUACCAGUUUGAAACAUUGGGGGUACAAGCUCCAAAUUGUAAAUGUUCUGUUGAAGUACUCUCAAGUGAGGAUCGAGUAGCACUCAAACUGAUGAAAGAAUCGUGUCGCAAGGUUCAGGACAGAUACGAGAUUGGUCUUCCUUGGAAGAAGAACCCUGCCUUACUUCCAAACAACUAUAAUGUAGCCUAUAGAAGACUUGUGUCUCUUGAGAAGAAUCUCCUGAAGAAUGACCAAAAGGCUAAAAUGUAUUGUGAUGCUGUGAAUGAGUAUGAGCAGAAAGAAUGGGCAGAAAAGAUUGAUGAACCCAAUGUGAAAACUAGUGGUUUCCCAGUUUAUUAUCUUCCACACCAUGGAGUUUAUAGACCGGACAAGCCCAGUACCCCAUUGAGAGUUGUGUUUGAUCCGGCAUGUGUGUGUGAUGGUGUAUCCCUCAACUCAUAUCUGUAUAAGGGUCCAGGUCUCAUUGGGAACUUGCUGAGUGUUCUUCUGAGGUUUCAAGAGGACAGAGUUGCUAUAGUUGGAGACAUCUCCAAGAUGUAUCUCCAGAUCAGGUUGAGAGAGAGUGACACUCAUUUACACAGAUUCCUAUGGAGAGACUUAGAGGUGGAUAGAGAGCCGUCAGUGUACAGAUUGCUCAGAGUGGCUUUCAGUGAUAAGUCCUCUCCAGACAUGGCAAGUUAUGUAAUGCUUCGAAUUGCUGAAGAGAAUGAGGACAGAUAUCCUGAGGCAUCAGCAAUUUUGAGAGACGACAGGUAUAUGGACGAUCUGAUUCAUUCGUGUGAAACCCCAGGAAAGGCUACGAAGAAAAUCAAUGAGGUUAAUGCUGUGUUAGCCACUGGACAGUUUCAGAUCAAAAAGUGGUUUUGUUCUUCGCAGUUGGUUCGUGAACAGAGUAGAGAAAAUCAACCACAAGCGUCUUCGUCUGUCAGUCUUGAUGGUGAAGAAAUCAAGACCUUGGGUAUUCGAUGGAAUCCGGAUACUGAUAAUCUGAGUUUUGCAGUCAAGAAUCUGGUUGCAGAGAAAUACACUAAGAGACAAGUUUUAUCCAGAAUGUCAAUGUUGUACGACCCACUUGGACUAGCUUUAGCAAUCACGAUCAAAGCCAGAGUAGCUAUGCAGGAUAUCUGGCGUCAGAAAUCGUUGGAUUGGGAUGAUGAGUUACCCAAAGAAAUGUAUGAUUCCGUGAACACAACAACUCUACACGUCUUUGCAGACGCAAGCAUGAAAUCCUAUGGAGCUGCAGCAUAUCUCACAUGUACAACAGAAAAUGAGACUUCAACACAGUUGAUUAUGGCAAAGGCUAGAGUUGCGCCAUUGCAUCAGACAACAAUACCGAGAUUGGAGCUUAUGGCGGCAUUGAUUGCUUCAAGGUUGGCCACAACAAUCAAAAGAGAAAUCAGACAGAAGCUGUCAGAUGUGAUAUUGUGGACAGACUCACAAAUUGUGCUUCAUUGGAUCAGAGCAGAAUCAAUAACAUUCAAAGCCUUUGUUGGUGUCCGCAUAGCCGAGAUACAAUCUCAGUGGAAUCAGACACACUGGAGAUAUGUGCCAACAUAUUGGAAUCCUGCAGAUCAUCUUAGCAGAGGAAUUUCUGUGGAGGAAUUGAAUGGUAGCUGGAUGUAUGGGCCAGAAUUCUUGAAGUUACCAGCUAAUGAGUGGCCAACCCAGCCAUGUGAUGCAGCAACUACUGAAUCCAGUGAGGAGAAAAGGAAGUGUCCAGCUAUUGCUGCUUGUGCACCAAUCAACCCUGUCAUAGAAGCAGAUAAGUUUUCAUCAUGGCAACGACUUCUGCGAGUUACAGCAUACUGCCUAAGGUUUGUCAGGAAACUCAAGGACAAGAUACACAAGGUUUCACAACUAGGGGAUAAUGCUAUAACAGUGAGUUGUGAAGAGAUGAAAGCAGCUGAAUUGUAUUGGAUCAAGUGUGUCCAACGUGGAAUGAAUGAUUGGAAGAGUGACUUCUGUGAUCUAGCUCCCUUUGAGGAAAAGGGUAUUGUUCGAGUAGGAGGUAGACUCAGACAUUCUCCACUGCAGUAUGACCAGAUUCAUCCAGUACUAUUGUCUCCAGGUCACCACGUAUGCAGAUUGAUAAUGUGUGAUGUUCAUGUGCAAAUGGGUCAUGCUGGUCCAGAGAGAACAUUGUGCGAGAGUAGGAGAUACUUUUGGAUUGUGCGUGGGCGGAACCUAGCCAAGAGUAUUGUGAGAAAUUGUGUUGUGUGCAGGAAGUUACGUCAGCCUGGUCAUACCACUCUGAUGGCUGACUUGCCUCCAGAAAGAUUGCUUCCAUUCUCACCACCAUUCCAUGUAACAGGAGUUGAUCUCUUCGGACCAAUGUCAAUCAAGUAUGGUAGGAACAAAACCCAAAAGGUAUGGGGAGCAAUCUUCACGUGCGUGAAUGUGAGAGCGGUUCACUUAGAGAUAGUGGAUGGAUUGUCUACUCAGGCAUUUCUACAAGCAUUGCGUCGUUUUGUAUCAAAUCAUGGAUGGCCACACACAGUUAUUUCUGAUAAUGGCACAUCGUUUGUUGGAACCGAGAGAGAACUUCGUACCAUAUUCAUAGAAGGCAAACAACAAAUGAUGGACUUUGCAUUGCUGCACAGAAUCAAUUGGAAGUUCAUCACGCCUUUGAGCCCACACCAAGGUGGAAUCUAUGAAAGUUUGAUUAAACAAGUGAAAAGAUCUCUUAAGGUCAUCAUCGGUCAACAGAUUCUCAGCUGGAAUGAGUUAUCAACUGCAUUUGCAGAAGUGAAAGGUUUGUUGAACGCAAGACCAUUGUAUUAUACAGCACAGGAUCCUAAUGAUCCACAAGCCCUAACACUCAACCACUUCCUGUUAGGGAGAGCUUCCAUAAAUGUUCCACAAGGACCGUUCCAGGAGACAAAGAACCUGCAUAAAAGGUUUGAAUAUGUGCAGAUGCUGGUGAAACAGAUUUGGAAGAGGUUUCUACGAGAGUAUCUACCAACUCUCAUGCGUAGGAGCAAGUGGCGUACACAGGGGAGACAACUCCAGAUAGGAGAUAUUGUUCUGCUCAUGGACAACAAUGCACCAAGAGGAAAAUGGGACUUGGCAAGAAUCGUUGAUUUAUUUCCAGGAAAGGAUGGUAUAAUCAGAAAUGUCAGAGUUCGCACCAAGAACGGUGAAUACAACAGAUCAGUACAGAAAUGCUGUCUGAUCCUGGAAUAUUUCACAUAG